Molecule: messenger RNA, 1310 nt
Organism: Rubroshorea leprosula
Lineage: Eukaryota; Viridiplantae; Streptophyta; Magnoliopsida; Malvales; Dipterocarpaceae
Source: the annotation of a GenBank genome assembly
UCACCUUGAGAGAGAAACUUUGAUUUCAAAUAUGUUUUAUGGUAUCAGAGCCUUGUCGGUGAGGAAUCAGAGAGUUUCUUUCAAUUGUAUUCCUAUUCUCUUGUUCCCAUUCUGUAAUGGCCCCAUCUCAAAACAGUAGCUACCCAUAUCCUUCUACCCUCAAUGUGUCAAACUUUGUUUCCCUAAGACGUACUCCCACCAACUAUCUAUUAUGGAGGACUCAAAUGGCCGCCUUAAUUGAAAGUCAAGACAUGCAGGGAUUCCUAAAUGGAGAGUAUGUCAUGCCGAUAGCCAAAAUCACCCCAACUAACAGCACUGAUGCUGAGGGACCCAAAGAGACUCUUUCUGAAGAAGUGCUUGGAAUCGUUGUGGGACUCACAACAUCUCGUGAGGUUUGGGAUGCUUUAGAAGAAGCUUAUCCCCAAGACUCUCAAGAGAGAGAGUUCAAUUUGACACAAGCAAUGACCACAUUGCGGAAAGGUAACAAUUCAUUGACUAAAUAUUUAACAAAAUUCAAGGCUAUUUGUGAUGAACUUGCUGCUAUGGGGAAACCAGUACCAGACAAAACCAAAGCCUUUUGGGUGUUACAAGAACUUGGCCAAGGCUAUGAGAACUUUGUGACAACCAUUUAUAAUCAUCCUCAAGUGGCCUUUUACGAACAAAAGACUAAUGGAAACCAAAACAAGAGGAAAGGAAAUGGCUUCAACAAAUUCAACUCAAAAGGAAAAGGUUUCUUUCAAGGCAAUGGAACUAACAGCACUUACAAUAGUGCUAGUGCAAACUACUUUUCUCAUGCAGGUAAUAGGAAUGUCGGAUCUAACUUUAUGAGGAAUCAGCCUAACAACUUCAACAAACAGAAGGCUGAAGCUCAAAAUCCCAUCAUGGAGAGUGCAGUCAAAUGCCAAAUUUGUGGAAAGCUCAAUCAUACUGCUAUGAAGUGCUUCAAUAGAUUUAAUCACUCAUAUCAAGAAGAUGACAUUCCAAAGGCAUUGGCAGCCAUCACCAUUAAUGACAAUCAGGAGCUUGAAUGGCAUCCAGACACAGGUGCAUCUGUCCAUAUGAUAGGAAAUUCUAGUAAGCUAAAUAACUUAAAACCUUAUCAUGGCCAAGAUGCUGUUAUAGUUGGGACAAGUGAACCAACAAGGUAAUUGCUUUUGGAAAAAAGACUGGAGGUCUAUAUGCUUUAGAGGAUGCUUUGGAGGAAGGACAUAGGGCACUUUUCUCCACUUGGUUUAGAAGAACAAAUAAAGAAAGGUGGCAUCAAAGGCUUGGCCAUCCAAACUAUCGUGUUAUAAAUUUCUUUUUAAGCA